Molecule: messenger RNA, 5017 nt
Organism: Rhinichthys klamathensis goyatoka
Lineage: Eukaryota; Metazoa; Chordata; Actinopteri; Cypriniformes; Leuciscidae
Gene: leng8
Product: leukocyte receptor cluster (LRC) member 8
Exons: 15
Coding region: 256-2778 (840 amino acids)
Cellular component (GO): nucleus
Source: RefSeq, a predicted model, not a curated record
GCCAUUUUGUUAGAGGUGUUGACAUUCAACCAUCGAGUUCAACGAAGUAACGUUAGUUGAUAUGGGCUCCAUUAUAUUCUUUAUAUCAACUGAAACUUGGUUUGUUUAAGGUCUUCGGUAAAACAAUAUUAAGCAGCUUUUGUACGCGAAUUUCUACAAGACAUCCUAUAUCAAACGUUAGAACUAUUACUUUUCUCAUAUUUGCGUAGAAUUUUCGGACGAGCUAACAGUAGCUAAUUCGUUAGCUCUGGUCAAAUGGCGGCGAAGUCGGCACAGCAAGCCCCUACAUCGAAUUGGCCGUAUGGUAGUAAUUCAGGUGGAGAGGGCCCAGUCCAUGAGAACCCGGAAUGGGAAAAAGCCCGACAGGCUCUAGCCUCCAUUACUAAAAGUCAGAACUCAACCAAGACUUCACCAACCAAUCGCACUACCCAACAGGUUGGACAGUAUCAGGCGACAGUUACAGACUCCUCUACAAUGCAGCAGCAGCAACAGCAGCAGUACUAUCAGCAGUGGUAUCAACAGAACCAACAACAGUAUGCUGGUUACCCAUAUCCCUAUAACUACUACUACCCCAUGCCUCCGUAUGGAGGAUCAUAUCCUCCAGGACAGUAUGGUGUUCCAGGGGGCUACCAGACACCUACUACGGCCACUGGACAGACCCCUGCCAUGCCUAUGGCAGAAGAUCAGUCCUCCAGCUAUCCCUCCCAGCCCCCUCCUCCUGCAACCCCUCAACCUCCCCCUCAGAGUCCUACGUCCACUGACCAGCCCCCACCCCCUCCACCACCUCCCAUACCUCCUCCACCCAAUGCCCAGUACCCUCUUCCACCAUCCCAGACCCCCUACAGCCCCAUUGGUACCCUGCCAUACAGCCCUACGGAUUCUAACCCCAUGAUGCGGGGCUACAAUCCUGGGCAGAUUCGGCCAGGGUACCAGGGUUACCCAGCACCUGCAUAUCAGCCCCCUCAGCAGCAGGCUCCAGGACAAGGCCCAUAUGGAGGUGCAGGCAUGGUGGAUUCUAAGAAGCCUAACAUUAGCAAUAUGAACAAAGGUGGACAGCAGCUGUGGCAGCGCAUGAAACAGGCUCCUGGAACAGGUGCUGUAAAAUUUAACAUACAAAAGCGCCCGUACGUCAUGUCAAGUCAAAACUUCCCUUCAGCUGAGCAGGCCCCUGGAUUGGGAUCCCUUAAUGUGACAAACCAAUCUCCUGGGUCUGUUGUGGCAACAUCUACAACUUCAGCUGGAUGUUCCCAAACUCGGCCUCAGGACUGGCCACAGGCCAUGAAAGAGUAUGUACAGCGUUGCUUCACAGCCUGUGAAUCUGAAGAGGAUAAGGAUCGUACAGAAAAAGUACUGAAAGACCUUCUGCAGUCCAGACUACAGGAUGGCUCAGCUUAUACCAUCGAUUGGACCAGAGAACCGCUGCCAGACCUGAAGCAAAAGCAGUCUCGCUGGGAGGUGGUUACUCAACGCUCUCAGGAGAAUGCUAUUGGGAGAGGUGGAGCCACCCGUGGCAGGGCGGGAGCCAGGCUGGGUAACUACAGAAAUGUAUUUUCUCAAAGAAGCCCCUCCUCCAGCUCGUCCCACUCCUCAUCGCGAUCCCCAUCCCCUCACAACCGACACAGGGACAGGAGUAGACAUCACCGCAGUGAUUCUGGCUCCCAAUCAGAUAGCAGCAUGUCAAGUGAUCCUCGCCUCCCAUUGUCCCGGCGGCAACAAAAAGGUGGCCGAGGCCGUGGGGCAGAAAGGGAGCGAGGCAGAGGAGGUGUGGGAGAAAGAGGCAGAGGAAGAGGCAAAGCAAACCGAGGGCGGAGGAAUAUGGAAGACCUAACGGGUGGAAUUGGUAAAAAGCGGAAAGGUGGUAACGCAGGCCUUGACUUUCACGACCCGAAUCGUGAAGCAAAGAAGCAGAGCCGUGCAGCACGCUUCCACACUAAAUUACGCACUGAGCCCCUGGUGUUAAACAUCAAUGUUUUUGACCUCCCCAAUGGCACCCAGGAGGGGCUGAGUUGGGAUGAAUGCCCCAUAGUCGGCACCUGCCAGGACAUCACCAAAAUCUACCUGCGCCUCACAUGUGCUCCUGACCCUGCAACCGUCAGACCUGUACCUGUGUUGCGAAAGUCCCUGAUUGCGGUGAAAACUCAUUGGAAAACCAAUCAGGAUUAUGUGUAUGCAUGUGAACAAAUGAAGUCAAUACGACAAGAUCUCACUGUUCAAGGUGUGCGUACAGACUUCACCGUGGAGGUAUAUGAGACUCAUGCUCGCAUCGCUCUGGAAAAGGGUGACCAUGAGGAGUUCAACCAGUGCCAGACCCAGCUGAAGGCGCUGUAUAAAGACUGCCCAUCGGACAACAUUGGAGAAUUCACUUCCUAUAGAAUUAUCUACUUCAUCUUUACUAAGAACUCUGGAGACUUGACCACCGAGCUUGUGUACCUGACCCCUGAGCUCUGUGCUGAUCCAUGUGUAGCUCAUGCUCUUGAGCUCCGUACUGCCUGGGCUCUUGGAAACUUCCACCGGUUCUUCAAACUCUAUCGGAAAGCUCCACGUAUGGCUGCUUAUCUAAUAGACAAGUUUGUGGAGCGUGAAAGAAAUCUAGCACUAAGGGCCAUUUUUAAAACGUUCAGGCCCUUUGUGCCGGUGGAGUAUGUGCAGUCCAGCUUGGCCUUCCCAGAUUUAGACUCAUGUUUAGCAUUUCUAACAGGGCUUGGGGUUACAUUCACCCCCUCUGACCCAAGCAAAAUAGACUGUAAAGUCAGCUCAACCUGUUUUACAACCUCGUAGUUUGGGGGAAAGGGUUGGGGGUGACCAGAGGAUUUACACUUAUAGAGCUUAUAAAGACUGUAGAUAAGGGACCAGAUAUCUGCAUAAUAGACACACAUUCAGAGUCUAGAGCUGAUCAUAUAUACGAGAUUUAUCUCAGAUUUUUUUAAACUCUUGUAGAGUGAUGGACAUUCUGACAGAUGGACAGUUGACAUCCAUAUACAGAGACUUAGGUGCCAUUUCAAGACCCAGUAUAGCCUAUUCCCACAGCCCAUUUAGUGAAGUAUCAGGCAACCAAAUACUUGCAGAUUAUCCCUUACACCAAUAGAAAAAUGAAACAGGGGGCAAAGAUCUAAUGGGGUCAGGUCAACAGGUCAUGUCAGGUCCCACAUCAUAGAGCUCAAAAAGCAUUUUCAAGCUAACAGUGUUGUGUUCUCAUGUUUCUUUCCCCUCAAGCAAACAGCCACAAAGCUCAAGACCUGAUAUCAUCACAGUUAAUGCUGAAUAUAGCCUAACGUGAGCCAGUUCCCACCAACAGCGUACCAGCUCAAGUCUGUGUGAAGGCAACAGAUCCUUCUCCAAGAUUUUUGUCAUCUUUAAUGGACUUUAAAGCCAUGUGCAAGUGCAAUCCUUCAAGCAAGAAGAGGAUGGUUUGUAUGCCCUAUCUUUCUCUUUGCCUGAGAUGUCUUCAGUAAGUCAGUGGUGGAGGCACUCCAUUAGAUCUCCUUCCUCACUUCAUCUCUAGGAUCCGAAUGCUGAUAGCCUAUAAUAUUUGGACUGAGUUAUAACAAGAUCACCGUCAGAAAUGCAGAUUAGGCCAUAUUUUCGUCCCAUCACCAGUUCUGCCCCCAUUUACCACACAGUUUCCUCUUCCGCACAUGGUGUUCAACACUCAAGAAGCUGGGCCUCAUUAGUCAUAGAUACCAUCCUAAUCGUUCCUCGACACCCAGGAAGCACAGCUCAGUGACUUUCACUUCCACCCCAGCUGUGAUCGGAAUAGGCCCAACCGUUUUAAAGUCAUCCAGGUCCACCUAGGGGAUUCAUUCACCACUAAGUUUUACCACCAGCCACUGAAGAGCCAAGUCCCCUCAAGCACCACCCAGCAUAGAAGGUCUCUACGCCCAACACGCAGUCAGCCUGACCAAGUUCAUUCAUUCAGAAGGAAAAGCAAGAUCAGUUUUCCCUCACACCAAGAUGGCGGUUGUAUCCUGUCUUCUCUCCACUGGCCACCUCAUUCCUGCAAGGGCAUCCACUGUCCUGCUGGAGUUUGGCAACACAUGGGUUUGUAUGGCUCCUUAAGCUUCGGCCACAUCUAAUGGUAAUGGCUGGUAAGAAGGACUUGAUGUUUUGAAAAAGCGUGGUGGAUCUUCAUUCAGCUUGGGUUGAGGUGUUACCACUGUUGAACCACAUGCUUGGCUUGAUGUCUUUUAACCCUGCUGGCAGGUUGUGAAUUUGCAUAUCUCAUUUUGAAACGGGCCUAAUACUGAACCCUGUUGCACCCUUUAUCUGCAAGAUUGGCACCAAAAGAUCUGUAUGAAAAAAAUCAAAUAUAUCUGCUCAUUUUACAUGGAUAUUACUGUGAUGCAGUUGUAAAUCUCAGAGAUUCAUAUGGCAUCAUGGUCUUAAUCUAGCCGAUUGAAACAUGAAUGCGUUAUAGUAAAAAAAAAAAAAAAGUUGUACCAAUUCAGUUUUACAAAGUUCAUCUAAUGCUCCUUGAUCUCUAAUGGACUGCGUUAAAAUGGUUUCAUUGGAGUCGUAACCCAAACAUCACCUUCACUGCAAAUGAGUGAGGAGCUUUUUAGCAUUUUUGCUGUUGAAGUAAUCGGAUUUAUUAAAUGUGAUUAACAUUCAUCCAGCAUGGAUAAGGCUUGGGUCUGAAAUAUGUGCUUUAGCUAAAUGUGCUCAAGGCCACUAUGAGCAGAAAGCAUCCCUAACAUCUCGUCUGUAAAAUAUGUACAUAUGUUUUCAUGCAAAUAAUGUGCAAAGUGAAAUUUAUUUUUCUCUUAUAGUACUUUGGUUUAUUAUAGUUUAUAGUUUAUUUUUGUUUGUACAAUGGUAAGUGUAAUUUUGAUUUAUACAGUAAUUUUGCUGGCAGGUUUUAAAGUUUAAAUAUAAUGGGUGGUAAGCAUGUGCACAUUGAUAUGAGGUUUAGUUAAAAUAAGUGAAGUUUCCCAUUAAAAUAUAAAAUUUCUUGUUCCCCUAGACAAAAAUUAAAUAACAUGUUGUAAAGUAAAUCUCUUACAAUCUACACUUGUGAAGG